Fulmarus glacialis (Northern fulmar) is the source of this 1407-nucleotide messenger RNA. RefSeq names its product gap junction protein, alpha 5, 40kDa (gene GJA5). Gene Ontology annotation, biological process: cell communication. Gene Ontology annotation, cellular component: connexin complex. NCBI's taxonomy places the organism in Eukaryota, Metazoa, Chordata, Aves, Procellariiformes, Procellariidae. The record is from RefSeq and is a predicted model, not a curated record.
AGUCUCCCCCAGCAUCGGUCCUCCAGGCUUGAGGGAAUCUCCAGCCAGUGAGCCAGUGUCAGACCAUAGCAGGAGGCUGAGCUCCUGGGAGCUGACUGGGGUUUGCUUACCCUGUCCAGAGUGUCCUCCCUCAGACACGGAUCUCUUCUGGGAGCCGAACACUGACAGAUAGGUGGGCUCCAGCAAGACCAAGGGGCUGUGCUAAAGCUCACCCUUCAGUCAACUUCACCUGCUCCUCCCUCUACCUGUGCAGGCUCAGCAAAAAGAGAGGCUGCGUCCAGUUCUCCCUUCAAGACUUCUCACCCCUCCUGGUGAGCAGAAAUGGGAGACUGGAGUUUCCUGGGAGAGUUCCUCGAGGAGGUCCAUAAACACUCCACAGUGGUGGGGAAAGUCUGGUUGACCGUGCUCUUCAUCUUCCGGAUGCUGGUGCUGGGUACUGCAGCUGAGUCCUCCUGGGGGGACGAGCAGUCUGACUUCAUGUGCGACACCCAGCAGCCUGGCUGCGAGAACGUCUGCUACGACAAGGCUUUCCCCAUCUCCCAUGUCCGGUUUUGGGUCCUCCAGAUCAUCUUUGUCUCCACCCCAUCUCUGGUAUAUAUGGGCCACGCGAUGCAUACAGUGCGCAUGGAGGAGAAGAGGAAGAUGAAGGAGGCAGAAAUAGAGGCCCAGGAGAUGAAAAACAACGGUGAUACAUACUACCAGCAGAAGUGCCCCGCGGCCGAGAAGGCCGAGCUGUCUUGCUGGGAUGAAUCGGGAGGCAAAAUCAUACUCAGGGGCAGUCUGCUGAACACCUACGUCUAUAGCAUUUUGAUUCGCACUGCCAUGGAAGUGGCCUUCAUUGUGGGACAGUACGUCUUGUACGGGAUCUUCCUGGAGACCUUGUAUAUCUGCCAGCGGGCACCUUGCCCCCACCCUGUCAACUGCUACGUUUCCCGUCCCACAGAGAAGAAUGUGUUCAUCGUCUUCAUGCUGGCUGUGGCAGUGCUCUCUCUAUUCCUCAGUCUGGCCGAGUUGUACCACUUGGGCUGGAAGAAAGCCAAAGAGAGGUGCUCCCGGUCUUACAAACCCAGCCCCAGCUCAGCCCCCGGCAGAUUGGAAUCCGCCCCGCAAGUAGAAAGGGCCCAGAUGUACACUCCCCCACCAGAUUUUAACCAGUGUUUGUCAAGUCCCAAUGGGAAGUUCAUCAGCCCCUUCAGCAACAAGAUGGCCUCCCAGCAGAACACUGCCAACUUUGCCACCGAGAGGGUCCAUGGCCAGGAGGAUACUGCCGGUGAAGGGCCCUUCAUUAAGUCCAGCUAUGUGGAGAGUCCGGAGGUGGCCAACGAAUGUGCGGCACCCACCUUCCCCGAGAACUACUUCAGUUUUCGUGCCAGCAGCAAGGCGAGGUCGGAUGAUUUGUCUGUGUGA